This is a messenger RNA of Doryrhamphus excisus (bluestripe pipefish), 5638 nucleotides long. It is a transcript of the gene cemip2, whose product is annotated as cell migration inducing hyaluronidase 2. The record is from RefSeq and is a predicted model, not a curated record. Lineage: Eukaryota; Metazoa; Chordata; Actinopteri; Syngnathiformes; Syngnathidae.
UUUCAGCGGCUGGGGGUUGACCGUAGCAGGGACGACUGCCCAUCGACACUCAAAAAAACCCAACCAUGUGAAGAAAGGUGUCUAUAAAAGGGACAGCAAACGGCAAGGAGAAAGGAUAUUUAGUUUACCUCGCCAAGCCCGGCUCUCAGCUCGGUUUUCGCGAAUGGACAAGAGCGGGAGCGGAGCAGGACAGCCUCACCACUGACGACAGUAAGAGGUGUCAGCAGACGUAAAUACCAUGCCGACAAGUGAUGGUCAGAGCCGCUUCCCGGUCUUUGUGGCUCCCCCCCAAGGCCACCACCCACGAUCUCCUGGUUAUGUUCCCGGGCGGGUGGCUCCAAUCCGCUCGCCACCGCCGGCCAAAGCUCCGCCGCCGCCACCGAUCAAACCUCAUGGCCUGGUGCAACAGCAACAAGCCACAUUUAACCUGUCAGAGGAGAACCAUCGCAGAGAACAUGCUCAGAGUCUCCAGCAAAGAAAAAACACACUCAUCUGCUUGGGGGUGUCCAUGGGUGCCUUCCUGCUUAGCCUCAUACUUGUCCUUAGUCUCACAAGUGGAGACAUUUUAGAUGAGAAUUGCCCUGACCACAGCCCUUCCCUGAGUGACUGGAACCCUGGCCACCAACCACAAAAGGCCAUUGUUGUCAGGAGGGGAGAUUUAUUUCGAUUAGAGUCUUCAGCUACUUUCCAUUCACUCACCAUUCAAUCAGGAGGCCGUGUGGUCUUUGCAGACAACGCUGACGGCUCUAAGAACAUAACCUUGAGAACACGACAUAUCCUGAUUGAAAAUGGCGGAGCCCUUUACAUUGGCGCACCUAAAUGUCACUACCGUUCCAACGCUGCCAUCGCCCUAAUGGGGCGCUCUGACAGCAAGGAGAUUCCUGAAGUACCCGGUCUGGGCCGGAAGUUCAUCGGUGUCAUGAGUGGUGGAACUUUGGAGCUCCAUGGCACAGAGAGAGUCUCUUGGUCUUUGUUGACCCAAAGUGUGCCAGCCUCUGGCCUCAACACCGGGGGCUACGCCUUCAAGCGCAACUUCAGCAGAGGUAUUAACCUGCGCGUGGUGGAUCAGGACACAUCUGAAAUCCUACUCAAGGAACGUUAUGACACUCACGAAUUACGGAAUGACAGUCGACGACUCACCCUUCUGCUCCGCUCCUUGCCGGCUGGUCGCAUUGUCACGCUUGCUGUUGGCGACUCAGCCGUCAAAAGCCUUUUGGAUGAAACUAAGAAGGCAAUUGAAGAGACGCUUGGCAGCAGCUAUGUCUAUGGUCUCAAGUACAGGCAGGCAUGGGCUUUAGUGUCUGUGGUCGGCGGUGGUAACGCAUCAUGUUCCGAAGACGUUAGGGAACAUGAGAACCACGACACGGGUGGACGAGCUCUGGCAAGACGGGACUUCACCACCGUGAAUGGCGUACGCUUUUCAGUCACCGCCUACAGCGAAUGGAAGAACGGUUUCCCCAUCUCGGGCUUCCAAGUAGAUGCUGUAGACCAGGUGGUGCUGAAUCUCCAAGAUGAGGUGCAGCAGACCUGGCAACCCGGGAAUCAAAUCGUUAUUGCCAGUACUGAUUAUUCCAUGCAUCAAGCUGAAGAGUUUACCCUUCUACCCUGCCCUCACUGCAACAGCCGGCAGGUUAGAAUACAAGGCAAACCUCUUUAUAACCACGUUGGCGAGAUUGUUGAUGGGGUGGACAUGCGUGCUGAGGUGGCGCUGCUCUCCAGGAACAUUCUCAUCUACGGAGAAAUGGAAAACUCCUGCUACGGGAACAACUUAUGUCAGUUUUACAGCCAUGACACCUACGGAGGCCAUAUCAAGAUCUUUGGCAACUUCUCAUCAGUGCAUCUGUCCUACGUGGAGCUGAAGAACAUGGGCCAGCAGAGUGAAAGGAGCCGAUACCCGCUACAUUUCCACAUGUGUGGUGAUGUGGACCAGAAGGGAGGCUACCGGGAGCCCACCUAUGUAGAUGGACUCUCCAUACACCACUGCUUCUCUCGAUGUAUUACCAUUCAUGCCACCAAUGGCUUGCUGGUAAAGAACAGCGUGGGCUACGACACACUUGGUCACUGCUUUUUCCUGGAAGAUGGCAUUGAACAGCGCAACACUUUCUACCACAACCUGGGCCUGCUGACUCGACCUGGUACUCUGCUGCCCACUGACCGUAAUGAGACUCUCUGCCUCAGCAUCAAGGACAAAGUCUAUAAGGGCUAUACUCCCUCACCCAGCACUGAGUGCAAGGCGGUUUCUACAUUUUGGAUCGCUAACCCCAACAACAACCUUAUCAGUAAUGCUGCUGCUGGUUCUCAGGAUGCUGGGAUAUGGUUUGUGUUCCACAGCUCCUCAACAGGAGACUCUCACGGCUUGGUGCCAGAGACAAAAGCAGAGCUCACUCCCCUGGGAGUCUUCUACAACAACCGCGUUCACUCCAACUUCAAGGCUGGACUGUUCGUUGAUAAAGGAGUAAAGACCUCCAAUGCAAGUGCUGCAGACCCCCGUGAAUACUUGUGUCUGGAUAAUAAUGCCAGAUUCCGACCUCACCAGAAUGCAGAUCCAAGUCAACCACGAGUGGCGGCGGUGAUUGACACGCUCAUCUCAUUCAAGAACAAUGACAUGGGCGCGUGGAUAAGAGGUGGUGACAUCAUCAUACAGAACUCUGGGUUUGCAGACAAUGGAGUAGGAUUGUCCUUUGCCAGUGAUGGCAGCUACCCAAAGGACGAAGGCUCCAGUCAGGAGGUGACACAGUCUCUCUUUGUGGGCGAAAGUCGAAACCGGGGGACCAACGGAGGACAGAAUAAAUACUGGGGCUUAGGAGGGACAGAUGGCUUGAUGAGGACCCUCCCUCGAAACAGGACAUUCCCAAUCCGAGGCUUUCAAAUCUAUGAUGGCCCAGUGCGGCUCACACAGAGCACUUUCCGUGCUUUCAUCCCCACACCAGAACGUUACACCAGUGCUGUGGGUUUUAGCCUGAAGAACACCUGGCAGCUCACCCCACGAAACAACAUGUCCCACCUUGACUUCCACUCAACUGUUGGUCUCCGUGCAUUCUUUGGUCGGCAAGGGCAGUGGUUUGAAGACAAUGACCUGGAUGGGGACAAGAACUCAGUGUUUCAUGAUGUGGACGGCUCAGUGACAGGUUACAAGGACACCUUUGUUGGCAGGGUAGACAAUUACAUGAUCCAACAUCCUCUCUGUGUCAACAUGACACAAUGGAAUGGAGUGAUUUGUAGUGGCCGCUAUUCUCAGGUGUACAUCCAGACUCAAGGUGCUUCCAGCCUCACUCUGUCCAUCAAUAGAGACGAGUACCCCACAGCUCCUCUGGUUCUGAGGGGCAUUAACAGCCAGGGGGCGCCGUCGCAACAGUAUCAGCCUGUCUUGAUGAUGAGCAAGAGCUACACUCUACACUGGAGUGGAACUGCACCAAGAGAGAUUGUCCUCUCCCUCAUCAACUUUGACAAAGAUGACUGGGUGCUGUUUGGGCUGUGCUACCCACCAGACACCACCUUUCAGAUCAUGGGCGACAUCAACGACAGGCAGAGCAACACUUUCGAUGACAUCACAGACUACGGGCCCGUGUUUUCUCUCAUUGAACUGGAGUCCAAACCGUUGGAGAGGAAGUACUUCUUUGACCAAAAUGUUGGCUUGCUGUGGCUCUACCUUCGGGCCCGCCAUGGUCGUGAUGGCCACAGCUACUGCUCCUUCAAAGGGUGUGAGAGAGUAAAAAUCACAGCUACAACAUCCUCCCAGCAGACCUGCAACUGCACAAGCAAGGCCUAUCCAAAAUACACCAAAAGCCCCUCGGCUGUAGUGCUGAUGCCUGCUCAAAACACACAACCCUGCAAGGACUGUGGAGCCAAACAGCAUGUGUUUACUAGUGAGCCGUGGAUGCCCUACCUCCAAACACAAGUCAAGUCUCUCAGCUUGAAAGAGCAGCAAAAAGGAGACACCACGUCGUUUAUUGCUGUGAAUAAGGAGAUGAUGCCCUUUACUGAGCCUGGCUAUUUUGUCGUUUCUGUCGAUGCCUGCUCUGGCAAAGUCACCAAAAAGAUCUCAUUUGCUAAGAUGGAUGCCGAAAUGAAGCAGUACCUAAAAACUGGCAUACCAAAGAGGUCCAUAGUGCUGAUGGCAACACGAGGUCAGCCUGAAGGCUUGCCUGAUGUAGCGCCAUAUCUCACCACCUUAGGGCUGGCCAAGGCUGCUGAUCUGCACAAUAAAGAGAGCCUUGCAUUGUGGGCUUUCCAGAGAAGCACCCCACCCCCUCCUUGGGUUUGGCUCUAUGCGGGACAAGGGGACAACAUCCUGGGUUUACUGGAGCGCUAUUUGCCACUUGGCCUUGAAGCAUACGGCUGCUCACCAUCUGCAACUCAAACCGCACGCAAAGACCUGGAGCUGCUCAAAGAAGCCACGGGACUUCAGUAAACUAAUGUGAACUGUACAGCACAAAAAACACUACUUGCACACACACACACAACACACACAACUGGCUGAUGAAUGUGAACUGCUGAACUUUUUAAUUUAUUAACAAUGGAAUGUUUGGGAUGUAGAUUAUGUGUGUAUGUGUAAGUAUGCCUUGGGCCAAUAAGUCAAUGCACUUUUCUUUUUUUUAAGCCAAAGUCACCGAAUAUACAUUUUUUAAAUGAAACAAGGCUGGUUACAAACAGUGGAGAAAGAACAAAUCAAAGCACCUGUCAGCAUUUACCUACCAUUUAUAUUCCUUUAUGAUGUAAUAACUGAAAACACAAAACUAAUCAGAGAGAAAGGGCACUAUGCAUUAGUUCCACUCAGACUGGAGGUAAAUAAUGACAAGAACUUAGCGCCUCAGAGAAAACAUAUUUUGACGGGGAGCAAAACUGGAAAGAUGUUGAUGCACUCAGGCCAAAGUCAAACAUGUUUAAAUUACCUUAAUACCAUUGCGUCUAAGAAUGCAACAGCAGUAUUUAAAAGGCUAAUAACAAAGCCAAUAGGGUCAGGUGUUUAUAAACAGCUCUAUCAGAUACAACAAACCGUAGUCACAUAGUCUUAUUUAAAUGUUUUUAACGUUAUUUUCUUACAUACGAAAUGAUGCUUAAACUUCAUUUUUACAGAAUGAAGCAUUUUGAUUUGCAAGUCUUUUAACUGGAGUACUCCUUAGAUCAUAGUGCAGCUGUAUCAAAAGAUAAGCACCUUUUUAUGAAUGGAUUUCUUUGUCUGUUUCCUGGAGUUGAUGGUGUUCAACGUGCAGGCCACAUGUGCAGCACAUAUACGUAUACAAAGCCUUUCUGCCUUAUAAUACAUACAUGUACAUGUUGGGCUGUACAGCAUAUGCAGUAAUAAGUUAAAUAUUAUUUCGCAGCUGCAUGCCUUGGAGGAUUCUUCCCUGUCUAUGUAAUCUUUAAAAGGCCUUUUGGAUGUGAGCAGGGCUCCCCCACUGAGCAAUGUGUGACUGUGUGUGAAUAUGACUGACUGACUGGCUUCAUGUGUGGCCUUGUAACCACUCUACUGUUUAAAAAGGGCAAAUCCAUGAGAGACUAAUGUCUUUUCUUGUAAUUAUAGUGUCCUUCUGUACAUGUACUGGGCAGACUGGUUGUCAGUAGUGUGUUAUUUGUUUUUUUUUUUUUAAUAAUCAACAUGGAUACCUGAAAUAAACAUGUAUGCUUUGUGAUAAAA